This is a messenger RNA of Juglans microcarpa x Juglans regia, 3934 nucleotides long. RefSeq names its product protein ARABIDILLO 1-like. NCBI's taxonomy places the organism in Eukaryota, Viridiplantae, Streptophyta, Magnoliopsida, Fagales, Juglandaceae. The record is from RefSeq and is a predicted model, not a curated record. Gene Ontology annotation, molecular function: protein binding. Bases 789 to 3629 code for a protein of 946 amino acids. The transcript is spliced from 12 exons.
GUUGUACAAUGGAGGUGCAGAAUAGAUUGAUAGUCCUUGAUGAGCUGUAGUUUCAGACCAUUCUUCUCCGACCCUUCUCACCUCAAUGCUGUAAUUAUCUUUCUCACUUGUAUUCUUGCCCUGUCCCCACCGAUACAAUCCUCUCUCUCUUUCUUGGUGCACAACGACGACAACAGCAACAACAACAAAGAAAGAAAAGAAACAUAGGGGAGAGGGGUAGACACAGGCUUUGAGGGUUUGGCUUUGUUCUACGUCUCUCUUAAUACCCACCUGAAUUCUCUCCGACCCUUCCCCCGGCUUUGUCUCCUCUCUCCCUCUCUCUCUCGAUCCCUCUAUCAUCCAUUGAAGCUCCAUUGGAGCUUCUUCAAUGUAAUUCUUUAAGGGGCAGAUAAUUUCUUCCACAAGCUCGAACAUUUUAAGGCUUUACCCACAGACCCGCGUAGCCUAAGCUCUCAGGUAGGAAAAUAAUCAUUGAUUUUGCCUCCUGUGACGAAUUUAAGAUUCCAGAUUUUCAGGCGUAUUGGAUAAGGGUGGCGUUGCAUUUUAGUAUAUUGUGAAUCAUUAAUUAUACGAGAUAUGUUUAAAAUUUCAUUAUUUUUUGGAGUUGUUGGUCUUUGAGGUGAAAGGGUCUUGCUUUCUGGAUUUGUUUGUAUUUUCCUUAUGUGAUUUUAGGACUUGGGUAACUGAGGUUAAUGGUAUAUGUUUCGUGGCCUGUUCGCCGAUAGCAAGAUUUUUUUAUUUGAGGUUGAGCAGUAUUGGUACCUAGGUCGGUGUAAAUUGAUUGGGAUAUGAGUCGUAGGGUGCGGCGGAAGGUGGCAAGGAAGGGGAAGGUUGUUUCACCAAUUUAUGCUGAAACGGAAGAUGAGAUUUUGGGUUUGAAGCAAUACGACUAUGUGGAUUGGACAGGCCUGCCUGAUGACACAGUGCUUCAGCUGUUUUCGUGUCUGAAUUAUCGUGACCGGGCAAGCUUAUCAUCAACCUGUCGGACAUGGAGGGUUCUAGGAAUUUCCCCUUGUUUGUGGAACUCUCUGGAUCUUCGUGCACACAAAUGCGAUGCUUCCAUGGCAUCUUCACUUGCUCCCAGAUGUGUGAAUCUUCAGAAACUUAGGUUUCGUGGUGCAGAAUCUGCUGAUGCAGUAAUUCAUCUUCAAGCUAGGAAUUUGCGUGAAAUAAGUGGUGACUAUUGCAGGAAAAUAACAGAUGCGACUCUCUCUGUGAUUGUGGCUCGACACGAGGCACUUGAAAGCCUCCAACUUGGGCCAGAUUUCUGCGAGAGGAUCAGUAGUGAUGCUAUAAAAGCAAUAGCGUUUUGUUGUCCUAAAUUGAAAAAGCUUCGCCUCUCAGGAAUUCGGGAUGUUCAUGGUGAUGCAAUUACUGCCUUAGCCAAGAAUUGUCCAAAUUUGACUGAUAUUGGGUUUAUAGACUGUCUCAAUGUAGAUGAGAUGGCUUUGGGAAAUGUAGUAUCAGUUCGUUUUCUCUCAGUUUCUGGGACGUCAAAUAUGAAGUGGGGUGUGGUUUCUGAUCUUUGGCAUAAGCUGCCUAACUUGGCUGGGUUAGAUGUUUCAAGAACUGAUAUUGGACCAAAUGCUGUUUCAAGAUUGUUAUCCUCGUCACAGAGCUUGAAGGUUUUGUGUGCCUUGAAUUGUCCUGUUCUUGAAGAACAUACUAGUUUUCACAUCAAUAAAAAUAAAGGUAAAUUGCUACUUGUCCUUUUUAAUGAUAUUUUCAAAGGAAUAGGUUUGCUAUUUGUCGAUACUACAAACAAAGGGAGAAAUGUGUUUUUGGAUUGGAGGAAUUUAAAGAAUAAGGACAAAAACUUGGAUGAAAUCAUGAUUUGGGUUGAGUGGAUCCUAUCCCAUACACUUUUGCGCAUUGCCGAAAGCAAUCAACAAGGUUUGGAUGAGUUUUGGCUCAAGCAGGGUGCCGCGCUGCUUCUCAGUUUAAUGCAGAGCUCACAAGAGGAUGUUCAAGAAAGGGCAGCCACAGGACUUGCAACGUUUGUGGUUAUUGAUGAUGAAAAUGCUAACAUAGAUCGUGGACGAGCUGAAGCAGUUAUGCGAGAAGGUGGCAUACGACUCCUUCUGGACCUAGCUAAAUCUUGGCGGGAAGGGCUCCAGUCAGAGGCUGCAAAGGCUAUAGCAAACUUGUCUGUAAAUACCAAUGUUGCAAAAUCUGUUGCUGAAGAAGGAGGAAUCAAUAUUCUUGCUGGUUUGGCAAGGUCCAUGAAUAGGCUGGUUGCCGAAGAAGCUGCUGGAGGACUAUGGAAUCUUUCAGUUGGAGAAGAGCACAAGGGUGCCAUUGCUGAGGCUGGAGGAGUAAAGGCUUUAGUUGAUCUUAUAUUCAAAUGGUCCACAGGUGGUGACGGAGUCCUGGAACGUGCAGCUGGUGCAUUAGCAAAUUUGGCAGCUGAUGACAAGUGUAGCACGGAGGUUGCAGUGGCAGGUGGUGUACAUGCUUUGGUGAUGCUUGCUCGUAAUUGCAAAUUUGAGGGUGUACAAGAGCAGGCUGCUCGUGCCUUGGCUAAUUUGGCUGCACAUGGAGAUAGCAACAGUAACAAUGCUGCCAUUGGGCAGGAGGCAGGUGCUCUUGAAGCACUUGUUCAACUCACACGUUCUGCUCAUGAAGGUGUCAGGCAAGAAGCUGCUGGUGCAUUGUGGAAUUUAUCAUUUGAUGACAGAAAUCGAGAAGUGAUUGCAGCAGCUGGUGGAGUUGAGGCCUUGGUUGCUCUUGCACAAUCGUGUUCCAAUGCCUCCCCUGGUCUUCAAGAGAGGGCUGCUGGUGCUCUAUGGGGAUUGUCAGUGUCAGAAGCCAAUAGUAUUGCCAUUGGACGUGAAGGAGGUGUGGCCCCUCUAAUUGCAUUGGCACGCUCUGAAGCUGAGGAUGUCCAUGAAACAGCUGCAGGAGCUCUUUGGAACCUUGCUUUUAAUCCUGGUAAUGCUCUCCGUAUAGUGGAGGAAGGGGGAGUUCCGGCCUUAGUUCAUCUCUGUUCUUCAUCAGUAUCAAAAAUGGCACGCUUCAUGGCUGCAUUGGCAUUGGCAUACAUGUUUGAUGGGAGAAUGGAUGAAUUCGCGCUAUUAGGGACUUCCUCAGAAAGCAGUUCAAAGAGCGUGAAUCUAGAUGGGGCUAGAAGGAUGGCUUUGAAACACAUUGAAGCCUUUGUCCUCACCUUUUCUGAUCCACAAGCAUUUGCUGCUGCUGCCGCAUCAUCAGCCCCUGCUGCACUGUCUCAAGUAACAGAAGGAGCUCGUAUUCAAGAAGCAGGGCAUCUGAGAUGCAGUGGAGCUGAAAUUGGGCGAUUUGUUGCAAUGCUACGAAAUUCAUCAGCUAUACUCAAGGCAUGUGCUGCAUUUGCUCUUCUCCAGUUCUCAUAUUUUAAUUGCAGUUUACCAUCCCUGGUGGCCGUCAUGCCGUGCACCAUGCAAGCCUCAUGCAGAAUGCAGGAGCAGCACGAGUUCUUCGUGCUGCGGCUGCAGCAGCAACUGCCCCACUUGAAGCCAAAAUAUUUGCCAGAAUUGUACUUCGCAACCUUGAACACCACCACAUGGAACCAUCACUCUAAAGGCUUUUUCAGCUGUCAUAAUCUGUCUGCUGCCAAUUUCAUACCGAGUUAUGGAAGGUUCCAUUCAUAGACAACAGUAUAAUGCAACAUUAGAGCACAUUCUGCUGUCUUUAAGCUCCCUCUAAACAACCAAUUGUCGCGUAGAACUGUGUAUUUUUUUUUCUUUCCUUUUCCCCUUCUCCCCCAGUCCUAGGAAUUUAAAAGCUGGUUUCAAUGAUUUUUCCCCUUUUUUGUAACAAAUCUUUACAUGUUAAAGGUACUUUAGGUGGGGGAUUGAUCUAAGAACCAUUACCUUGUCAUUUUCUUUCCGGUGUCUGUAUUCGUUGUGACAACAAUAUAGUCAUAUUACAUAAAUGCUGUUUUUGGACUUGUAAA